Molecule: messenger RNA, 1821 nt
Organism: Cynocephalus volans (Philippine flying lemur)
Lineage: Eukaryota; Metazoa; Chordata; Mammalia; Dermoptera; Cynocephalidae
Gene: TEN1
Product: TEN1 subunit of CST complex
Exons: 7
Coding region: 895-1266 (123 amino acids)
Biological process (GO): negative regulation of telomere maintenance via telomerase
Cellular component (GO): CST complex
Molecular function (GO): telomeric repeat DNA binding; telomerase inhibitor activity; single-stranded DNA binding
Source: RefSeq, a predicted model, not a curated record
CCCCUUCCCCGCGGUCGGUCCCUAGGCGCGUGACGGGCCGCGGCCCAGGCCGAGGAGGAGGCGGAGCCAGAGCUCUGACUGCGGCCGGCUGCGGGGCGGACGAAUCCCCGGACGGGGGAGGUCCCCGAGCGGCCCCUCGGGGAGAGGACCUGGGAAGAAGGUCAAGAAAUUGCCCGAGGAUAGAGGGGGGGAAACUGAGGCGCUUUGGGUAGCCCGCCGCCCCCGGCCACGUGAUCGCGCGGGGCGGAAGGAGGGAAGUGAGGCCGGGGCGUCGCCGAGAACAGGGCUGUCGUAAGAAAGUGCUGCAAUCUCGGGGGCUUAAACAACAGAAAUGUACCAUCUCAUGGUUCUGGAGGCAAGAAGUCUGAGAUGAAAGUGUCCACAGUGUUGGUUCCUUCCGAGGCUGUGAGGGAGAAGCUGUCCAGGCCCCACUCUUGCAGCUCCGGCUGGUUUGGUUUGGUGUCCUUGGCUUCUGUACAUAUCACCACGAUAUUCAGAUGAUGCACUUUUUGUCAGAAAUACUCCAGAAGUGACAUGCCUUCACAGUGCAUCAUGUCAGGAGGCCCAUGAAGGUUUCUCCACUGUGCAGUGGACCAUUUCUCUUUUGUAGUUAGUUAUUGGGGCCGUCUCAUUUCUGGUGACAAAACCAGCUCUGCUCCCUGGCCACAGCAACCAAGGAUCCCUGCAUUUAGGGGGAUGGGAGGUAGCUGAACCUUGGCCAAUUGCUCCUGAGCUACAGAAGCCAAACCUGUUCUUAGCACACUGUCCUGAAGUGUCCACUGGACUUUACCUGCAGCACUGCCUUGACCUCUUCAUCAGAGGAUAAUAAAACUGAUUGCGCAAGAUCCUAGGAAUAUUCAAAAAUCCAUCUCAACUGUUUGCUUGCAAGAGCCAAUGAUGCUGCCCAAACCUGGGAUCUAUUACUUCCCCUGGGAGGUCAGUGCUGGCCAAGUUCCUGAUGGGGCCACACUGAGAACAUUCGGCAGGUUGUGCGUCUAUGACAUGACCCAGUCCAGAGUGACCCUGACGGCUCUGCACAGAUCUGACCAGCACCAGGUUCUUGUCUGUACCAAGUUGGUGGAGCCGUUCCAAGCCCAGGUGGGCUCCCUGUAUGUUGUCCUUGGGGAGCUCGAGCAGCAGAAGGAUGGAGGUGCCGUGGUGAAGGCCCGGGUGCUGACCUGUGUGGAAGGCAUGAAUCUCCCUUUGCUGGAACAAGCUGUCCAGGCACAGAGGAUGUACCAGCAAGAGAGAGACAACAGCCAGUAGAAAGUGGCAGCCCCUAGCAACCCCACCCCCCCACUGCCACAACCUGCUCCUGAGGCCGGACCCACUGUUUGAUGUCACCUUGACAAAUCAGAUGUGUAGGCACUUCCUGUGUGACAACUUUUGUCUGGAGCCAGAGAGUAGAAGGGUGGGGUGGUCAAUCCCUAAUUUGGAAUUGUCCCAGAAAUGAGGGCCCAGAAAGGAGGCACCUGAAGGAAAUGGUUAAUGGACUUCUGUGGUCAGCACCCAAGGACGUGUUCACUUGGCAAACUCGCAAACGAGUUAACCAAGAAAUGUCAAGGAUUGCAAACAAUCCUUGAGAACGCUUGAAGUCGUGAGAACACUUUCUUGGGAUGUUCCCAGGAGGUGCAUUAUAAAUAACCAAGUGCUUGAGAAGGGAGGUAACAGCCUUCUGCUCUUGAGAAAAGUAUAACAGAAUUUAUGCAUUAAUGCUUAUCUUGCAUCCACAAGCUUGCUAAAUUGUAAUAAAAGCUGUAACAGCGGCUGGGUCGGUGCUACUUGCCUGAGAGAGCAGCAGCCCCUCGCUCUUCACCUGCA